This is a messenger RNA of Closterium sp. NIES-67, 1702 nucleotides long. Lineage: Eukaryota; Viridiplantae; Streptophyta; Zygnematophyceae; Desmidiales; Closteriaceae. The record is from the annotation of a GenBank genome assembly.
GUUUGCUCCUGUCAGCCGCCACGCUUCCCUUCGAAUCCUCCUCGCCGUCGCUCGUCGCCUUCCCCUGCGCCAAAUCGACGUUGCCACCGCCUUCCUCUACGCCCCAGUCGACGCCGACAUCUUCGUGGAGCAGCCCCACACCUAGGUCGACGACCCAACGAUGGUCUGCCAACUGCUCAAAUCCCUCUACGGGAUCAAGCAGGCUCCGCGCCUGUGGCAGCAGUACCUGCACUGCAUCCUCACCGACAUGGGCUUCGCCCAGCUACCGCACGACCAGGGCAUGUAUUGCCCGUCCCGCAGCGGCGACUAUGUCCUGCUGAUCAUCUAUGUGGACGACCUGCUCUACAUUGGCUCCACCACUUCCAUCACGAUCUAGUUUGAAGGCGAGCUGGAACUCCAGCUCACAAUCACGAUCGAACCAGCUUGCUACAUACCUUAAGCGACCUGAAGGGGGGAAUCUGGCGGAACUCGACCGCGCGCUCCACUACUUAGUCUCGACCCUGACGAUCAGACUAACCUACCACAAGAACGCCGCGACUAAAACCGAACUCAUCGGCUACGUCGACGCCGAUCACGCCAGCGAUAAGGACAACCGCCGUUCAUGCACCAGCUUUAUCUACCGCCUGGAACCUAUCAAAAAUAUCUCCUGGCACUCGGGAAAGCAGAAAUAAAUCGCCCUCUGCGUAGCUACAAAGGAAGGACUGUGUGCGAGCUGCUCGAAGAGGCGAAGAAUCCCGAGUUACCGACCUUCUCUCUCUGCUGCGACAACCAAUCGGCAAUCAGAAUCGUAAAAAAAAAAGGAUUCGCGAACGGGAAGAAGCACAUCUCGCUUCGUGACUACUUCGUCAAGGACGAAAUCGAGCAGGGCCGCCUCCAAUUGGUCUACUGCCCACCACCGAAAUGGCAGCUGACUACUUGACCAAGAAGCUGAUGAAGGCCAAGUUCCAGUACUGCAUGCUGCUGAUUGGACUGCAACACGUCAGUGACAUCGACCAUAUCGACACUCCAGAAAUGAAGGAGGGUGUUGGAAAUGAUAAAAGGACUUAAGGCAUUUUCGGAGUCUUGCGUGAGUAUACGAAAUACAUAAAGACUACAACAGCGAGGAUAACCGAGUCAACACCGCUACAGUUACCCUGACGAUUCACGCAGUUUGACGACACCUCACAGAGGUUAUUAAAAGGGCAAUGGUCACAGAUCGUUGACCGUGCAACCCAACAGUCAGAAUCACAAGAGUCAAGAGUCAGCGCGACAGUAAGGAAAAAUAACCGUCUCGAUAUUACAGUACGGGUGGUUACCCAAGUCGCCUUUAUCGAGCCGUAAAUGGGAAUGUACCCCUCGAAGUGCAAAACAGUUAGACUCUUCAUAUUCUCUUGUAUUGUUAUAUGAACAUUGUAUCCCUUUGCUAUCAUCAAGCACUUUGUAAGGAAUUACAAUUCCUUACUGGGGCUCGCCACAGCAAGUACACGCAAACAGUUCGCGUCCCCAGGCUCGGCCCUCAAGUCACGCGCCAAACCAGCCCCCGCCGACCUCGUCGGCCCCAACCUGAUCUCGAGUCGCCCCGAACCCAUUUUGACCCCGUCACCCUCGGAACUAUUGAGCCGUUGACUGGUCCAACCCUCGACAUUCAACCCUGGUCAAUCGCCCUAUAUAUUGCGUAGGCCUCAUUUCUAUCAUAACUCUGUAAUCACGUUCCCCUUAUAGU